Messenger RNA from Pleurotus ostreatus (oyster mushroom), 1848 nucleotides. RefSeq lists its product as uncharacterized. The coding region runs from base 1 to 1848 and encodes 615 amino acids. Lineage: Eukaryota; Fungi; Basidiomycota; Agaricomycetes; Agaricales; Pleurotaceae. The record is from RefSeq and is a predicted model, not a curated record. The transcript is spliced from 6 exons.
AUGGCCGUCUUCAACCCCAGAAUACUCGACGCCAGCCUUCGAGACGUGGCCAACUGUCUAUCGGACCACCAGAAAGCUGACGUCCUGCUCUACGCUUUGGAAAACAUAAAUCCAGAAGGAACGAUAAUCGAGAAUGCAGUCCAGUCUUGUCUUCAGAUCAGCAACCUGACGUGCACUAAUGUCGCCAAAGCACGGGUUCUCAGAGCAAAGGCCAGGCUUGCUGGGGGCAUGCACUUUGGCGCACAAGAAGAUCUCGAGGCUGCGCUCAUGGCCGAACCAGAAAAUGAAGAGGCGAAGAGCCUUCUCCAAGACAGAGCAACGCCCGAGAAGCAAUCCCCCGUCAAUCCUUCAACAGAUACGGGUGUCAAGUUCUCUGCCGAGAUUUGGAGACAAAUCGUGCUCUUCCUCCCCCGACGUGAUUUGAAGACCCUGCUCUGGGUACCCCAUACCCUAUCCAAAAUUGCUAGCCAGCUGCUCUUCCGUAAAAUCAAUCUCUAUUUUAGCGGAUGGUCAGAUGAGGAUGAAGAUGAUUCGUGGCAUUCGCAUAACCUGAAUAAAGAACAAGAGUCCUGGCACUCGCAGAGAAGCGCGGACAUCCUGACCCGAAUCAUCCUCGACCCUUCCUUCGCAAGUCUUGUCAAAACACUCCGUAUAUACGCCACAAAACGUGAUAGAGAUGGCACCCUGGCCUUUCAGAUUGGUACGAACUUUCGAACAAGGGAUCAUGGGGUAAUGACACGCUUCUCAAUAGGGAUGUUGGCCAAUGCGCUACCAAAACUGAUCAAUCUGAAGAACGUACAUAUUGCGGCGAGCUCUGAUGGACUCCUUCCCAUGCUCCGAAUCCUGCAAAACACUAGUCCGAAACUUCGCGGUCUAUCCAUCUCCUCCCCUGAUGGUCUUGGAGAGAUCGCGUGCUUGGAGUUCAAACAUCUUGCACAAUUGUCCUACCGGACGACAAAAGGCAACAGUGAUAUCACUCAGAUCUGCCAAUUUGUUUCCCAGAACCGGAACACACUGCGCAUAAUCUCAUUGGACGCUUCGACUUGGCCCUUCCCCUCCGAGUUUUUGUCCCUUCGCAAUCUCACGCACGUCAACUUCGUCGGUCAAUUCCCACUUCACAGCCACACCAUUUACGAUCUUCUCAAUGAUGGCCGACAACUGGAAUCGCUCAGCAUUGGUUGCUACCUGGAAUGUGGGCUGUCGUCCCAAUUCAGAGAGCUGCCGACGGCAUUACCUUUCCUACGAUACUUUGCAUUCAGAGUCAACCGUAUGAAUCGACGGUUCAGUGAUCCUGAUAUGUUCCCUGCUAUUGCCGACUUCCUUCGUGAGAGAAAGCAACUGAAAACCCUUCAUCUCUCGGUACCAGAUGAACACGUUCAGCGUGCCGUUGGCUUCGAUGCGUCCAUCUGGGGUGUUCUACCUUCUUUAGUCGCUUUGAAAAGCCUCUCUAUCACAUAUCCCAUUGAUCUCUCUCCGGGUCUGGCGUCGUGGCUGGUACCGAGGUCUGUUCUCGCAUUAAACCUGGACUACGAAGCUCUCCCAAUGCGAGACCCUGUCCAAUUUCUCAAUCAACUUCGGAUCGGCGUGCCCCCAUCGUUACGCUAUAUAGGACUGUCAGAUCUCACCAUCCGGAGCCCUAUCUCCGCCAUUGUCGAGCAAGGGUUCCCUAUGGUCCGCCUGAUCCGUGUGGGCUCAAAUUACUGGACUGUCGUUAGGAAUGCUGAUGAUACCGUUGUCGAGUUGGAACAAUGGCCGAGGCGCCGCGUGUUGUACCAUGUAUCCGAAUGGUUAGAAUGGUUAGGGUGCGAAGAUGCCAGAUGGAGGGACCACUCCGAGUUCCUUGCUUGA